AUGACAGAAGGUGUUGAAGAAUUUGUCAUAAACCAAGCCAUUGGUGACGAGGAGGUAGAUCCCGAGGAGGGAAUGUGCUUCGGCACAUUAGAAGAUGCGCGUGCAUAUUAUUACCGAUAUGCGGCUAGGACUGAAUUUGUCGUCAAAAUAAGAACCACCGGCUGGGAGACCAUAAACGAUCAGAGGGUGGUUGUUAAUCAAGCUUUGCAUUGUAACAGAGAUGGAUACCGCACAUCCCGUGUAAAGGCACUCCAGAGAAGGAAAACAGUGGCCUCAACAAACUGCAAAGCCCGUUGCUAUUUGGCAUUAGAUAAAAUGACAGGGCAAUGGAGAAUUUCUCGAGUAGAGGUAUCCCACUCACACCCGCUUAAUCCGAAGCUAUCUGGAAUGUUCUCAGCAAACCGUCAGCUAAAUGUGGACGAAAACCAUAGCAUUAGAAAUGUGUUUUGGGCCGAUGCUCGGUGUAGAGCUGCAUGGGAAUAUUUUGGUGAUGUCGUGACGUUUGACACUACUUACAAGACUAAUAGGUACGACAUGCCGUUUGGGUCUUUCGUAGGUGUCAACCACCAUGGGAUAUCUACGCUUCUUGGGUGCGCAUUAUUGCGGAAUGAGGACACUCGUACAUUCGAAUGGCUUUUUCGUACUUGGUUGAAGUGUAUGGGUAAGGCCCCUAUAUGUGUUAUAACAGACCAAUCGCUGCAGAUGCGUUCUGCAGAGACCACAUUACCACACACACGCCAUAGAUGGUGCAUAUGGCAUAUCCUAAACAAGAUACCAAACAAGCUGGUAGGUUACCGUCAUUUCGAUCAGCUCAUCACAUGCAUGAAGAGGAUUGUGUUUGAAUCCAAAUCUAAGGACUCAUUUGAGAGAGAUUGGCACGAUUUUAUUGAAGAGUAUGACCUCCACAAUUCUAGGUGGCUAAAUGGUAGUAUAAUCUUCUGGUUCCUUGCUGCCUCUGUGUGGCUACUUUAUAGAUGUUAUUUUAUAGUCAUUAUGGAUGUUGCACUUAGAGUAUUUUUCAAGGACGAAUUCUGGGCUGGCAUGAGGAGCACACAGCGUAGUGAGAGCAUGCAUUCAGUUUUUGAUAAGUACUUAAACAGUAAGAGCUCUUUGUUGCAAUUUGUUCGCCAAUACCAAAACUGUGUUAUAGACAAGGAGCAAAAGGAGCUUGAGUGUGACGCUGCUGAUUUAAGGGGUAUUAUCCCUUGUGUUUCCAGCUCACCAAUAGAGAAGCAGUUCCAGAGAGAAUAUACAAACUCCAUGUUUCGAGACUGUACAGCAGAUACCAAGUCGUGUAUUGCUCGCAAUCAUCAGACGUUCAAUGUGAUUGCUUUAUGUUCCAAUCGAAUGGAUUUUGUGGCUACUCCAGAGGUUGCUGCUAUAUUGCGUGAUGCCAUGGACAGUGCUCGGGAGAAGCUCAGAGAACACAAGGAAUUCGAGCAUCAAGCUGCACAUAGACCUAAUGGUAAUGCACAACCAUCUCCUACAAAUGUGGCAACUUCCUACAAAGAUACGCAACCAGCUUGUUCAGAAAUGACAGACAAUUUGGCUAUGCACUCUGGCUCCUUCAUAUCACUAUUGAAUUCAUUCCAUAACGCUGAACAAUUGUGUAUGUGUACCUAG
This is a messenger RNA of Arachis stenosperma, 1623 nucleotides long. Its product is annotated as protein FAR-RED IMPAIRED RESPONSE 1-like. Gene Ontology annotation, biological process: regulation of DNA-templated transcription. The record is from RefSeq and is a predicted model, not a curated record. Bases 1 to 1623 code for a protein of 540 amino acids. The transcript has 8 exons. NCBI's taxonomy places the organism in Eukaryota, Viridiplantae, Streptophyta, Magnoliopsida, Fabales, Fabaceae.